Messenger RNA from Monomorium pharaonis (pharaoh ant), 2837 nucleotides. RefSeq names its product protein O-mannosyl-transferase TMTC4 (gene Tmtc4). Gene Ontology annotation, biological process: protein O-linked glycosylation via mannose; endoplasmic reticulum unfolded protein response. Gene Ontology annotation, molecular function: protein binding; mannosyltransferase activity. Bases 118 to 2007 code for a protein of 629 amino acids. Gene Ontology annotation, cellular component: endoplasmic reticulum. The transcript is spliced from 10 exons. The record is from RefSeq and is a predicted model, not a curated record. Lineage: Eukaryota; Metazoa; Arthropoda; Insecta; Hymenoptera; Formicidae.
ACUAAAUUUCAAGAUUUGAAUUUUGGCGCUAUUGAAAAGUGGGGAGGAUUUAGGAAGGCCUCCGAGCUGGUAGAUGGCUCUCAAACUCGGACACGCUACAUUUAACAUUGUGCUCUUAUGGCAGCUUCCACUCUAUCUGAUCCUCUUUGCCCGAACCCAGCCUGUGUAUACUUGUACUGUGUCACAUCAGUCUUCUCUCCGGCUAGAACACAUGCUAGUUACGACGGGGACUUUGUUUUCGAUGAUACCGAAGCUAUUGUUAAUAACAGAGAUGUACGUGACACACCGUUCUGGGAAGUAUUUCAAAAUGACUUUUGGGGAACUAAAUUAUCACACAAACAAAGUCACAAAUCUUAUAGACCAUUUACCACCCUAAGUUUCAGACUACAAUUUUGGUUACGACAAAGCUUAAUUUCACAAGAUUAUCAUAUAAUAAACAUAAUAUUACACAGUAUAAUUUGCCUGUUAACUUUAUUUGUUUACAAUGUAUUUUUGGGACCAAAGGAACAAAGUACCUCGUUCUAUGCCACAGCCUUAUUUACAGUUCAUCCAAUACAUGCAGAGGCUGUGUCUGGAAUUGUUGGACGUGCUGAAUUAUUAUGUAGUUUGUUUACCUGGCUAUCGAUCUUGUUAUAUAAUCAUACAAUAUAUGCAAAAGAUAUGUUACGUGAAUGGGUCACUAUGUCCGGUUUCACUAUUUGCAUAACCGCAGCAAUGCUGUGUAAAGAAACCGGAAUCACCGCUAUCGGUAUUUGCGCAAUAUACGAUAUAGUUAUCGUGAACAAAAUAUAUCCGAUCGACAUAAUUAAUUUUUUUAAACGCGUUUCGUUUAAACGUGCCGAUAAAUUUUCAAAUAACUUUGUCAAAUAUAAAAGUACUUUGCUACGACUCGCUGCACUCGUUUUCAUUGCGAUAACGCUUUUAUUUCUAAGGUUUAGUGUCAUGGGGUUCUCCACUCCAAAGUUUCAAUCAGUAGAUAAUCCAGCGUCUUUUAUGGAUAAUACAUUGUUACGUAUACUUAAUUAUAACUAUAUUUAUUGCCUGAAUAUGUGGCUACUUAUAUGUCCCGUGUGGCUCUGUUUCGAUUGGUCGAUGGGCUGUGUCUCUCUUAUCACUAGCUACGAUUAUAGAAUUCUUGUGAUCAUCAUUUUUUGGUUCAUGUUUGGAACAUUAAUUAUAUACAUGUUUAUCUCUCACAAAAACAAGACUUUAAGAUACGUAAUUAUGGGAUUUACAGUAUUGAUUUGUCCGUUUCUGCCAGCUAGUAAUAUCUUCUUCAACGUCGGAUUUGUUUUGGCAGAGAGAGUAUUAUAUAUUCCUUCAGCGGGAUAUUGUUUGUUAGUUGUUAUUGGUUUGCAGAAACUCACUGCUCGAUUUUCUUUGCCCAAGACAUUGUUACUGGCGUAUGCGAUGCUGAUUGUAUUAUUGUUUUUACGUUCUUGGAUAAGAAGUAAUCAGUGGAGAAAUGAGAAGAUGCUUUUUCAAUCGGCGUUAAACGUAUGCCCUUUGAAUGCAAAAGUACAUUAUAAUAUUGCGAAAAAUGCUGCAGAUGCGGGAAAAGUUAAUCUUGCCAAAUUGGAGUACCAAGAAGCUUUACGAUUAAAUCCAAAAUAUGCUCAAGCUAUGAAUAAUCUUGGCAAUUUACUCAAAGAUGAUGGAAAAUUUUCGGAAGCUAUAAAUUUAUUUAAACAAGCUGUUACUUUACAGAGAGAUUUUUCUACGGCAUGGAUGAAUCUAGGUAUAGUUCAGUCAGCAUUGAAACAAUACGAGGAAUCAGAAACGAGCUACUUUAUGGCUCUACAAUACCGAUCAAAUUAUCCAGAUUGUCAUUAUAAUCUAGGUGUAUUAUAUUUGGAACAAAAGCAAUAUGAUAAAGCGUUAAAGGCUUGGAUAAAUGCAACUAGACAAAAACCUACACAUAAACGUGCCUGGACAAAUAUGAUACUGCUAUUAGACGAUUUAGAAACGCGGGGAAGAUACAGCACGAUGUAUCACAUGAAGUACUGACAGCAAAAAUGCAGCAGAAAUCGAGCAGAGCCUAUCGUCAUGACCUGAUGGCGAAAACGCGGCAGGUAUAGAAGUUUGCUAUGGGUGCGUUCCGAAAUCUACUGACAGUACUGACAGUACUGCUACUGAAGUUACUGGGUUUGAGCUGUUCCGAAACGCCAGUGAAUACUGGCAACACUAAAAAACGGAAUGCGUUUAUAGUCAAACCAGCAACUGUUGAUGCCAUCAUAAAAACCUAACUUUAUACAAUCUAAUUAUGGCAAAUGUCAAUGCAAUUAUAAUUGCAGUGCAAGGUAUUGUGAAUGUUAUUAAUAGUGACAGUGACAGUUCAUCAGACGAUGAGGAAGAAAUUCUAAAUGUCUUAAACAUGAUUACUAAGCGUAGACCAUUGGAAUUAAGGCCACGCAUAAAAAAUUAUAUUGAAAAUGUUAUUGCUUUACUUUCGGAUGAAGGAUUCAAAGCACAUUUUAGGUAGGAAUUAUAAUAAAAAAAUAGAAUUUCUCUAUUAUUUCAUUAUUGAACAAAAUAUUGUGUGAUAUAAUCAUCGCGUGAUUUUCAGAAACACUUCAUAAAUGUUAUUGUCGCCAUCAAUAAGUUCGUAUCGAACAGUUUCCAUUGUUACAAUUAAUUUUUUAACAAUUUCGUCAAUUUUAAUUAUACACAUUAAUAUACGGCGGACGGCGGCCAUAUGCUUUACUGAAUUUGCACUACCUCCGGAUAAUGUGUAAAAUUAGCCGGAAGUCAGUAAUUCCCUAGGGUCUAUUUUUGUAGAAUAGAUAGUAAUUUACAGUUGCUGACAGCACGCUGAAAACGAUUUCGGAACGAAAAAA